AUGCCAGUUUCUCUUGAGCAUGUGGACGCCUGUCUUCCAAUCUCGGCAUUGAAGAUUGUAUCAUGUGAAGAACGCCUCUUUAUUUUCCAGGGCCAAGGUCCCUUUUUCCGAGUCAUUGAGGAACAAACAGGCCGUCUCACAGCGCAAGUUCAAGCGUUCAAACGCAACCACGUGCACGGUUUUGUUACCUUCCCCUCUUUGAAGGUCUCCGAGGGGUCAUCUCAAUGCCAUUCUGUUGUGGUCUGGGGCGGAAAGUCUUUAAGAAUCAUCCAAUUUUCUUUCAGUGCCUCUGAUGGAGUCGAUUUGACAGCGUCCAGCGCCGAAUAUCUUGCUCCAGACUGGCUGAUGAGUGGAUGCGCUACGUUUGAAGAGCACACCGAAACGGUCUUUCUCGUCACCGCGAACAAUGCGCUCUUAAGGGCAAGCGCAGAAAGCGGUAGAUUUGCACAAUACAGCAAGAGAAUCAGAAUCGAACAGCUCACAACGAGUGUCAAAUGUAUCUUGUAUGCUGCGGAUUUGACUGCACUCUCUUCUUCUCAUAUCUUGAUCGCCUCGGGAACUGCCUUUGGAGAGAUCAUCGUCUGGUCAUGUUUCCUUACGGAUGUUGGCCAAGACGCAGAGAAGCCUAUUGCUUCGAUACAUCAUUAUUUUACAGGUCAUGAUGGAUCCGUGUUCGGGGUUCGCCUCUUUCCAAACAUCCCAUCGCUGAACGCCGGCCGCUCCGGAAGGCUUCUUGCUAGCUGCAGUGACGACAGAACCAUCAGAAUAUGGGACAUUACCGAAUGCGAAGCAAAAUCCCCGGGUGAUCCCUCGGCCUAUUCCACUGACGGGUUCGAGCUGAGAAGCACCGGUUAUGGAAGUGGUCUUGGCUCGGAGACGUGUGUGGCUAAAGCUUUUGGUCAUGCUGCGCGGAUUUGGGACGUCAAUCUCUGCACAUUCGACAACAAAGAGCCAACCCGCUUGAGUCUCGUCUCGAGAAGUGAGGACCGAAGCUGCAUUGUGUGGGAACUCAGUUGGGACACUUCACCGUCGGGGACUGCACGAUACGAUCUACGCGAGAUGUCUUCAGCCCAGCCUCACAUUGGAAAGCAUGUCUGGGGGCUCGACAUCUUCGACAAGGGUGAAGACGUGACGGUCUUCACAGGUGGUGCUGACGGUGCUUUGAAAAGUUUCAAAGUCAGGAAGCACGUCUUUCGCCCCUCACAAUAUAACCCGCCAACUCUGAACGAGUCCCUGACUCAUAAAAAGAUCGCUGGCUCGGAUGUACCGAGAAGCUUCGAUUUCAUCAGCGAUAACUGCAUUCUUUCUUGUUCCUUCCGAGGUGAAUUGCGCCUCGGAUGCGUUGGCCCGAGCGAUGACCUGUCCAUUGAAUGGGAGACGCUCUGUGUCUUUGAGGAUCUGCGGUCGUUCUCCAUCAUUACUGGCAUACCCGACAGGGGAAUCGCAUUGAUUGCCAGCUCGCAAGGUUUACUCCGCUUGUGUCACCACUCUUCGAGUUCUAUUAUAGAAUUAGUGUCUUUGGGCAAGCGACCUCGCAGUCUGACACUUAUUCAGGACAACGUGAAUUCCCAAGAGUGCUCAUUGGUCAUUGAUUAUUAUACGGGCGAGGACGCAGUUAUUUUGACCAUCACUCAAUGGAACACUGGCCUCCCGGAAGUUACAGUGGUACCUUUCAAACUGCCGAAAGCCCCUUAUAUCAUAACAGCAGCCUGCUUUGUGCGUGAGAACCAUUACCUGCUCCUCGGUUCUGAAUUGGGUGGCUUGGCAGUGUAUGGAACCUUGGGAUUGGGCCUGGGUUCCAGUCCUCUGGUGGACAUGAGACGAGUUCAUGGCCAUGAAGGUACAACCUCCAUACGUGAGAUCACGGCAGGUAAUAAUGCAGAGAAUUAUGUCUUGACAUGUGGUCGGGAUGGCCAAUACUGCUACCACAAUUUGACAAUCGAUUCGAAUCACCCGGAAAAAGUCUCACUGGAAACGCUUGAUCAGUCCUCGAGCAGUCUCGGUCAGGAUCUUUGGGGUACAUAUCUGGAAGACAAGAGCGGCGAUCUGAUGAUAUACGGAUUCCGGUCUCAGAACUUCGUGCUGAGAAACGAGACAAGACAUCAAGAUGUUAUCUCCAUUGCUUCUGGUGGUGCUCGGAGAAUCUGGUCGUUCCGAGCCGGCUCGGGAGACGAGUUGCCACUGUUCGUAUGGCUUGAAAAGCCAGAUCUGCAAGUUAUGCGCAUUGUACCGGAUGCGAAUCGUUCGAUCCGUGCCGGGGGACAUGGACGAGAGAUAAGAGCCAUGGACGGGAUAUGUAACGAUGAGGAGGGGGAGGCUUAUUUUGCAACUGGAGCCGAAGACACAGUUGUGCGCAUUUUUGCUGCGUCAAGGCAAACAAGCGAAAGUCCUUGGGGCUCUUUCAAAUGCCUGAAAGUAUUGGACAAGCAUCGAUCCGGAAUACAACAAGUGAGCUGGUCAAGGAAUGGUCAGUAUCUCUUCACCAGCGCUGGACUGGAAGAGUUCUUUGUGUGGAAAGUCCAAAAAGUGAGCUCUCUAGGCACGUGUGUCAAGCUGGUCUCGGAGAGUCCAAAGAGCGAGCCAGACUCCGAGCUGCGGGUUACCAGCUUUGACACUAUCGAAGUCAUGGAAUCUAGUGGCGAAAAAGGCUUCCUUGUGUGCCUGACACUCUCCAACUCAAUGAUCAGGAUCUUUCACUUCUCGCCAUAUGAGCAGCACCAGUUCACGCUGCUUGCUCAGGGACGCUAUAUGACCAAUUGCCUUACCCAAACCAGACUAUGGACCAGAGGAUCCUCGGUCAGCCUCGUGACGGCGGCAACGGAUGGCUUUUUCACUAUUUGGGAUUUGACAGACACGCUCGAUUCGUUCUAUGAGAUGACUUCGUCCACGCUCAAAGCGAGACGAUCCUCCAGGAGUUUCCUAAGCACGCCGAAGGAAAUUGCGUGCGAGACCAGAUACCAGGUGCAAUCCAACAGCGUCAAGGGCAUGGAGCUCGUGUCUCUUUCCGCGCAGGCUGCGGUUGUUUUGACCGCCGGUGACGACAGCUCAAUCACGGUCUCGCUGCUGAGGACUCCCUCUGAUGGUGACUCGGAAACGGUCGUGUCUACGCUUUCUAUCCCGGAUGCUCACGCGGCUUCGGCAACUGCAAUUCAAGUCUUGCAUUACGAUGAGAUUCCCUCACAGGCCACUACAGGUCUUGCGCGGGUUGUAUUUGCCUCUUCUGGCAAUGACCAUAGGCUUAAGUUUUGGUGUCUCAAAAUUGAUCUCGCGAAGCACUCUACGGAGGCUCUCGCUGUUGAGUUCCUGUUAGAUAGGUACAGCGCUGUAGCUGACAUUGCUGCUUUGACAUUCCUGCCCGGGAUACUUGGCCUCGCUUCUGAGCCAGGCCAUGCGGACUGUGUCAUACAGGGAAAUGUUGUGGUGGGCGGAGCGGGUAUGGAAAUGUUACGUUUCACAGGGUUUGGAUCAGAAGUCGGGGCGAGUUGA
Molecule: messenger RNA, 3486 nt
Organism: Penicillium diatomitis
Lineage: Eukaryota; Fungi; Ascomycota; Eurotiomycetes; Eurotiales; Aspergillaceae
Product: tRNA (34-2'-O)-methyltransferase regulator RTT10
Exons: 3
Coding region: 1-3486 (1161 amino acids)
Biological process (GO): tRNA methylation
Cellular component (GO): cytoplasm
Molecular function (GO): protein binding
Source: RefSeq, a predicted model, not a curated record